AUGGGGAACGUGGAGGCAGUGGCCGCGAUCUCGCCGGACCUCGGCGACGCGCUGGCCAAGGUGGCCGUGUUCACGCUCGUGCAGGGGCUGGUCUACCUCAUCCUGCGCAAGUCGUCGGACCUCUUCUCCACGGCCAGCGGCGCCGCUUCCGCGGCGAGGUCCCGGAGCUUCCGGCCGAUGCGGAGCAUGAGCGUCCGCCGCGUCCUGGCCGCGUUCUCCGACGUCCCCUUCGGCGCCCACGACGACGGUGGAUCGUCCACGUUCACGUCGUCGUCGCCGGCGGCGGCGGUGCAGAUUGGUGCUACUGACCGUGCAGACUAG
Lolium rigidum is the source of this 321-nucleotide messenger RNA. RefSeq lists its product as uncharacterized. The transcript has a single exon. Lineage: Eukaryota; Viridiplantae; Streptophyta; Magnoliopsida; Poales; Poaceae. The record is from RefSeq and is a predicted model, not a curated record. Bases 1 to 321 code for a protein of 106 amino acids.